Messenger RNA from Cariama cristata (Red-legged seriema), 1798 nucleotides. Its product is annotated as ran-binding protein 17-like. Gene Ontology annotation, molecular function: small GTPase binding; nuclear export signal receptor activity. The record is from RefSeq and is a predicted model, not a curated record. The annotation marks the transcript as partial. Gene Ontology annotation, cellular component: cytoplasm; nuclear pore. The transcript is spliced from 14 exons. Lineage: Eukaryota; Metazoa; Chordata; Aves; Cariamiformes; Cariamidae. Gene Ontology annotation, biological process: protein export from nucleus.
GCCACGCUCAAGUAAUGAAAUAUUUACUGGAUGCCUUCUAAUGACGUGGCUGGUUCUUGAUGAGAGUUACACAGGCUUUGGGAACCUGGUGGAUCCUAAAACCUAUAGUCUGGCAGAACUAGAAGUACUAUGUAACCACCUAUAUGAAGGAACUGAUCUAGCACAGCGAAUGCAAGCUGAGAAGGUACUCUUGGAGCUUAUUGAUAGCCCAGAAUGUCUUAGCCAAUGCCAACUUCUAUUAGAACAAGGAACAACAUCCUAUGCUCAACUUCUAGCAGCAACAUGCCUGUCUAAGCUUGUAAGCAGGGCGUCGCCAUUACCUAUCGAACAAAGGAUUGACAUACGAAAUUACAUUCUGAACUAUGUAGCAUCUCAACCCAAACUGGCUCCUUUUGUCAUCCAAGCUCUUGUUCAAGUCAUUGCUAAAAUUACAAAAUUAGGAUGGUUUGAGGUACUAAAAGAUGAGCUCAUCUUCAGAGACAUUAUUGGUGAUGUAAAAAAAUUUUUGCAGGGCACUGUGGACCAUUAUAUAAUAGGAGUAAUGAUUCUCUCAGAACUGACUCAGGAAAUGAAUCUAGUUGAUUAUUCAAGACCUUCAGCAAAACAUCGUAAAACAGCUACCUCAUUCCGUGACACCUCUCUAAAGGACAUACUGAUGCUUGCGUGCUCUCUUUUGAAGGAGCUUUUGGCAAAACCUUUAACCCUUCAGGACCAACAGCAACAAAGUCUAGCAAUGCAACUGUUGAAGCUUGUGCUAAAUUGUCUUAGUUUUGACUUCAUUGGAAAUUCAGCUGAUGAAUCUGCAGACGACCUGUGCACUGUGCAGAUUCCAACAAACUGGAGAACAAUCUUCCUGGAACCAGAGACCUUGGACCUGUUUUUUGAUUUGUAUCAUUCCCUUCCACCAGUGCUGUCUCAGUUAGCACUUUCUUGUUUAGUUCAGUUUGCUUCUACAAGGAGAUCUUUAUUCAGCAAUCCAGAACGUGCCAAAUACCUUGGUAAUCUAAUCAAAGGAGUGAAACAAAUACUUGAAAAUCCACAGGGUUUAUCUGAUCCGGGUAAUUACCAUGAAUUAUGUCGGUUUUUGGCUCGGCUAAAGACGAACUAUCAACUAGGAGAGCUAGUAAUGGUGAAAGAUUACCCAGAAGUCAUCCAACUUAUAGCAAAUUUUACUAUUACUAGCCUACAGCACUGGGAGUUCUCUCCAAAUAGUGUUCAUUAUUUGCUAACUCUGUGGCAAAGAAUGGUAGCAUCUGUACCUUUUGUGAAAACGGCAGAACCCCACCUCUUAGAUACAUAUGCACCUGAGAUAACAAAAGCUUAUAUUACUUCUAGACUGGAAUGUGUUCCUGUAGUUAUAAGAGAUGGCUUAGAAGAUCCACUGGAUGAUACUGCUACAGUUUUCCAACAGCUGGAGCAACUGUGCACAGUUAGUAGGUGUGAAUACGAAAAGACCUGUACUCUUCUUGUACAGUUGUUUGACCAAAAUGCACAAAACUACCAAAAAUUAUUGCACUCUUCUAGUAGGAAUCCAUUAGAAAUCACAGUUCAGGAAGGACGUCUGGCAUGGCUUGUCUAUUUUGUGGGUACUUUUGUGGGAGGACGGUUAACGUACACUAGCACUGAUGAACAUGAUGCUAUGGAUGGAGAGUUAUCCUGUCGAGUUUUUCAGCUGAUAUCUUUGAUGGAUGCCCAGUUACCACAAUCUAGUAAUGAAAAAGUGGAGCUGGCGAUUCUGUGGUUCUUGGAUCAGUUCCGUAAAACAUAUGUGGGAGACCAGCUUCAACACACCUCAAAG